AUGAUUGCCGGUCUAGCGAAGGAUGUGCCGCCACUGCAUUCCAUUGGAGGAGGAGUUGUUGCAGUGUGGCCGAAGGUGAAGAGGCAAUCGACAAAGCGGUGCUCUUCCUGGAGGAAACGGCAAAGUACUACACUGCCUGUGUCCGCUCUCCUCCAUUCAAGUCAGAAUGGAGCACUGUUGGCUCCUGCAUGUAUUGGGCUCCUAGUUGGGACAAGGAAGCAGCCUGCCAAGUGCAGAAAACACCGGGUGUUAUGCCGAGCACAAAAGGACCAAGGCAAGUCAGGUGAUGACAGUGUCUACAAGGACACAGUGCUGCUUCCAGCAACAGAUUUCUCACAGAGAGCAAAUGCAAAGAAGCGAGAGCCAGAACUCCAAGACUUCUGGAACGAGAAGAAGAUCUAUGAGCAGUUACAGGAAAUGGAACAUCCCAAUGGCAGCUUUACGCUCCAUGACGGGCCGCCAUAUGCAAAUGGCUCCCUGCACAUGGGCCAUGCCCUGAACAAGAUCCUGAAAGACAUCAUCAACAAGUUCAAAGCC
Durusdinium trenchii is the source of this 537-nucleotide messenger RNA. The record is from the annotation of a GenBank genome assembly. NCBI's taxonomy places the organism in Eukaryota, Dinophyceae, Suessiales, Symbiodiniaceae.